Lethenteron reissneri (Far Eastern brook lamprey) is the source of this 5345-nucleotide messenger RNA. Its product is annotated as transformation/transcription domain-associated protein-like. Gene Ontology annotation, biological process: regulation of DNA-templated transcription; DNA repair. The record is from RefSeq and is a predicted model, not a curated record. Gene Ontology annotation, cellular component: SAGA complex; nucleus; NuA4 histone acetyltransferase complex. NCBI's taxonomy places the organism in Eukaryota, Metazoa, Chordata, Hyperoartia, Petromyzontiformes, Petromyzontidae.
CACGACUCGCAACGUCAACACGAUGUAUUCAUUCGUGUGCUGAAGUUGUUGGGGUGGGUGGGUGGGUGGGGGGAUAGCUGCCCGCGUUUGAGACCUGCCCUCGCGAGUCCAUCGUGAGCGAUCGGAGAGAAGCCAUGGCUGCCGUAUUCGCGGCGCCUGUGCCGAGCGUGCUGGACCAGGCAGCGCUCGUCAAGAAAUGUCUCCAGCAGGCGUACUCGCUCACCGACAGCAACACCCCCGAUGAGGCGAAGUUGAAGGCUAUGCAAGAAGUCAGUGAAAACUUUGAGAAUGUCACGACGUCGCCACAGUACCCAUUCUUCCUGGAGCACGUGAUCCCACGCUUCCUCACCUUCCUGCAGGAUGGGGAGGUGCAGCACCUGCAGGAGAGACCUCUCCAGCAACUGCGAAAGCUAGUGUUGGAGAUCGUCCACCGCAUCCCGACCAACGAACACCUGCGCAUCCACGCGAAGAAUAUCCUGUCGCUGAUGUUCCGCUUCCUGGAGGUGGAGAACGAGGAAAACGUGCUCAUCUGCCUGCGAGUCAUCAUUGAGCUUCACAAACAGUUCCGGCCGCAGAUCACGCAGGAGAUUCACCAUUUCCUGGACUUUGUGAAGCAAAUCUACAAGGAUCUUCCCAAAGUAGUGAACCGCUACUUCGAGAACCCUCAGCCAAUCCCGGACAAUGCUCCCUUGUCUCAGGAGAUGGUUGGGAUGGUGACGGCAGUGCAAGUGAAGGUCAACCCAGAGCGAGAGGACAGCGAGACCAGGACGCACACGCUCAUCCCGAAGGGCACUCUCUCACUCAAAGUCCUGGCAGAACUCCCCAUCAUCGUCGUGUUAAUGUACCAGCUGUACAAGCAGAGCAUCCACAAUGUGGUCGCGGAGUUCAUCCCUCUCAUCAUGAGCACCAUCACCCUGCAAGUGUCUCCGCAGGCCAAGCAAAACAAGCUGUUCAACAAGGAGCUGUACGCCGACUUCAUUGCGGCUCAGAUCAAAACGCUGUCCUUCUUGGCUUACAUUAUCCGAGUCUAUCAGGAGCUGGUGAGUAAGUACUCGCAGCAGAUGGUGAAGGGGAUGCUGCAGCUGCUCGCUGGCUGCCCACCCGAGACGGCUCACCUGCGCAAAGAGCUCCUCAUCGCCGCCAAGCACAUCCUCACCACGGACCUGCGCAACCAAUUCAUCCCCCAGAUGGACAAGCUGUUUGACGAGUCCAUCCUCAUCGGUUCUGGCUACACGGUCAGGGAGACGCUCAGGCCGCUCGCCUACAGCACGCUCGCCGACCUGGUGCACCACGUGCGCCAGCACCUGCCGCUGUCGGAGCUGGCGCUGGCCGUGCGCCUCUUCUCACGCAACAUCGACGACGAGACUCUGCCCAGCAGCAUCCAGACGGUGUCGUGCAAGCUGCUGCUCAACCUCGUGGAGUGCAUCCGCUCCCGCAGCGAACAGGAGGGAGGCAACGGGCGCGAGGUGCUGCUGCGCAUGCUGGAGGUGUUCGUGCUCAAAUUCCACACAAUCUCCAAGUACCAGCUGCCGGCCAUCUUCAAGAAGUGCAAACCGCAGGCGGAGCUCGUUGGGGUCAUGCCCGGCAGCUCGGAGAUGAUGGCGCCCGCCACACCGGGCCCCGGUCCCAGCCCCAGCCCCUGCCCCACACCCACGUCGGUGGCUCCCUCCACGUCCUCCCAGGGCCCCUCCACACCGGGGACCCCCGGGGCGGUGGUCGGCGGCGGCGGCGGUGGCCCGGGGCCUCCGCUACCUUCCGUCGCGUCCACAUCGCACCACAUGGGGGCGGCGGUGACGACGACGCCGCAGCAGCAGCAGCAGCAGCAGCCGCAGGGAAGUGGCGGUGGCGGUGGUGAGAGAGUGGCGCAAGGUGCCACGGAGCAAGCUGACAAGCAGCCGUUCUGCGUGGGCGACUGCCGCGGUCUGGUGAAGACCCUGGUGUGCGGAGUUAAGACCAUCACCUGGGGCAUCGGUUCGUGCAAGACACCCGGAGAUGCCACCGCUGUGCACAAGCAGUUUCAGCCGAAGGAGACGCAGAUAUUCAUCAAACUGGUGAAAUAUGCCAUGCAGGCUCUCGACAUUUACCAGGUGCAGGUGGGAGUGAACGGGCAGACGUACAUCCGAGCCGCCAACUCGCAGACGGUGCGCAUCAAGGAGGAGAAGGAGGUGCUGGAGCACUUUGCCGGAGUGUUCACCAUGAUGAACCCGCUGACCUUCAAGGAGAUCUUCCAGACCACGGUUCCCUACAUGGUGGACCGUAUCGCAAAGAACUACGCGUUGCAGAUUGUGGCCAACUCAUUCCUGGCAAACCCCAGCACGUCGGCGCUGUUCGCCACCAUCCUGGUGGAGUAUCUGCUGGAGCGUCUGCCCGAGAUGGGAUCCAACCUGGAACGCUCCAACCUCUACCUCAAGCUCUUCAAGCUCGUCUUCGGCUCCGUCUCGCUAUUCGCAGCCGAGAAUGAGCAGAUGCUCAAGCCCCAUCUGCACCGCAUAGUGACGAGCGCCAUGGAGCUGGCGCAGACGGCGAAGGAGCCAUACAACUAUUUCCUGCUGCUGCGGGCGCUCUUCCGCUCCAUCGGAGGGGGCAGCCACGAUCUGCUGUACCAGGAGUUCCUGCCGCUGCUGCCUAACUUACUGCAGGGCCUGAACAUGCUGCAGAGCGGCCUGCACAAGCAGUACAUGAAGGACCUGUUUGUGGAGCUGUGCCUGACGGUGCCGGUGCGCCUCAGCUCGCUGCUGCCCUACCUGCCCAUGCUCAUGGACCCGCUGGUGUCGGCGCUCAACGGCUCGCAGACGCUCGUGAGCCAGGGCCUGCGCACGCUCGAGCUGUGCGUGGACAACCUGCAGCCCGACUUCCUGUACGACCACAUCCAGCCCGUGCGCGCCGAGCUCAUGCAGGCGUUGUGGCGGACCCUGAGGAACCCCGCGGACAACAUCUCACACGUGGCCUACCGCGUGCUGGGCAAGUUUGGCGGCAGCAACCGCAAGAUGCUGAAGGAGUCGCAGAAGCUGAGCUGGCAGGGCACCGAGACGCAGGGCCCCAGCGUCACCGUGGAGUUUCCCGACUGCAAGGCCUCCAUUCAGCUGCCCAUGGAGAAGGCGAUUGAGACUGCCCUGGACUGCCUAAAGAGCGCCAGCACGGAACCCUACUACAGGCGUCAAGCCUGGGAGGUCAUCCGUUGCUUCCUGGUCGCCAUGAUGUGCCUGGAUGACAGCAAGGUUCCGCUGCAUCAGCUACUGGCGCAUCCCAGCUUCACGGACAAGCCGGUGCCGUCGGUGAUCAUCUCGCACCGCUUCAAAGCUCAGGACACGCCGGCGCGUCGCACCUUCGAGCAAGCGCUCACCGGCGCCUUCAUGUCGGCCGUCAUCAAGGACCUCCGGCCCAGCGCCCUGCCCUUCGUGGCCAGCCUCAUCCGCCACUACACCAUGGUGGCCGUGGCGCAGCUGGCCGGCCCGUUCCCGCUGGGUGCCCACAAGCCCGACUCGCAGCUGAGCACGCUGAUGUUCCACGGCGAGGAGGGCGGCGCGCGUUGCAUGGACCCGCUGGUGCUGGUGGACGCCAUCGCAGUGUGCAUGGCGUACGAGGAGAAAGAGCUGUGCAAGAUCGGCGAGGUGGCGCUCGCCAUCAUCUUCGACGUCGCCUCCAUCAUCAUGGGCUCCAAGGAGAGGGCGAGCCAGCUGCCUCUCUUCUCGUACGUGGUGGAGCGCCUGUGCGCGUGCUGCUACGAGCAGGCGUGGUACGCCAAGCAGGGCGGCUGCGUGGCCAUCAAGUUCCUCAUGGAGCGCCUGCCUCUCGCCUGGGUGCUCCAGCAUCAGUACACCUUCCUCAAGGCCCUGCUCUUCGUCAUGAUGGACCUCACCGGGGAGGUGUCGAGCGGCGCCGUGGCGAUGGCGACGGCGACACUGGAGCAGCUGCUGGUGCGGUGCGCGUCCCCGCUGCGCGACGACGAGCGCACGGCGGAGCUGGUGGCCUCGCAGGCCAAGGCGCUGCACGCGGCCACGCACGAGCUGGUGCGCGAGGUCACCUCGCCCAACCAGACGGUGCGCGUGCAGGCCAUGCGCUCGCUGCAGGUGCUGGCGCGCGCCACGGGCAAGAGCGUCGCCGACAUUAUGGAGCCCCACAAGGAGGUGCUCCAAGACAUGAUCCCACCCAAGAAGCAUCUGCUGAAACAUCAGCCGGCCAACGCGCAGAUCGGCCUCAUGGAGGGCAACACCUUCUGCACGACGCUUCAGCCGCGCCUCUUUACCAUGGACCUCACCAUCAUGGAGCACAAGCUCUUCUUCUCCGAGCUGCUCACCCUGUGCGAGGCCGAGGACGCUGCCCUCAUGAAGCUGCCCUGCUACAAGUCGCUGCCCUCCCUGGUUCCCCUGCGCAUCGCCGCGCUCAAAGCGCUGGCGUCGUGCAACUACCUGGCCGAGGUUCGAGAGAAGAUCAUCGCGGCCCUCUUCAAGGCUCUCAACUCCAGCAACGACGAGCUGCAGAAGGCGGGCGAGUCGUGCAUGGAAAAGUUCCUGGAGGGCACAACCAUCGGUAUGGAUCAGAUCCACAAUCUGAUGCGGCCGCUGCUGAUGCUUUUGGGCGACUACCGCAGCCUGAGCCUCAACGUCGUCCGUCGCUUCACCUCCGUCACCCGCCUCUUCCCCAGCUCGCUCAACGACAAAUUCUGCGACCAGAUCAUGCAACACCUGCGGAAGUGGAUGGAGGUGGUGGUGAUCGCUCACAAGGGAGGACAACGCAAUGACGGAUCGCCUGCCAUGGAAGGUCUGGAGAUGACGCUUGGGUGUGUCAGCCCGGCAGCGUUAGCUCCUGGCAAUUAUGGGAUUUCAUUGGAAAUGAAGAUUUGCGCGGCGAUCAUCAACCUGUUCCACCUGAUACCGGCGGCGCCGCAGACCCUGGUGAAGCCGCUGCUGGAGGUGGUGAUGAAGACGGAACGUGCCAUGCUCAUCGAGGCUGGUAGCCCAUUCCGGGAGCCACUCAUCAAGUUCUUGACUCGCUACCCAGCUCAGACGGUGGAGCUUUUCAUGAUGGAGGCCACGCUGAACGACCCGCAGUGGAGCCGCAUGUUCAUGGUGACGCGUGACGAACGCCGUUGUGACGUCACACGCAUCUCCCACGUGGAGCAGGUGACGCGAGACGAACGCCGUUGUGACGUCACGCGCAUCUCCCACGUGGAGCAGGUGACGCGAGACGAACGCCUUUGUGACGUCACACGCAUCUCCCGCGUGGAGCAGGUGACGCGAGACGAACGCCGUUGUGACGUCACACGCAUCUCCCACGUGGAGCAGGCGACGCGAGACGAGUUGGUAGCUGACCCCUUCAAGGGUCUGGGAGGUUGUAGGCGUUGA